Molecule: messenger RNA, 2274 nt
Organism: Cladophialophora yegresii CBS 114405
Lineage: Eukaryota; Fungi; Ascomycota; Eurotiomycetes; Chaetothyriales; Herpotrichiellaceae
Exons: 1
Coding region: 1-2274 (757 amino acids)
Source: RefSeq, a predicted model, not a curated record
AUGGGACGUGAUCAGGAUCAAUGGCACGCAGAUCUCGAUAGAAUCACGACUUCGCUCGACCGACUAGCUCUAGACACCGACGAGGAGGGCAGGUCGGCGGUUCUGGACAGGCUAAAGCGUCCAACCGACCUCUUUUUGAGGAAAAGGAGCUGGUCCUUCUUCACUCUGACCACUCAAGAGGAUCGCCUGAAUGCUUUAAUCAAGGGCCAUCCCGAUAGAGCUGUUGCGCUCCUGGCUUGCGCCCAUGCGCUCUCCCGACCGACCAUACGUUCCGUGCUUGCCACUCCCAUCGAGCUGAACUUUGACCUCGACGACGACGCUUGUGCCUCGAAGUACUUGGGGCUCAUCGCUUCGGUACACUAUAUCAACAAUAGCGCCGUGUCCCAAGCUGAAGCGAAGCGCGCGCAGGCCCUGGUUCUGAUGCUGGAGAAGAAGUCCAGCUCCUUUCUACGCCAUGUGCGGGACUUCUUUUCGGUGGCGGAUCCAGGUCUACUGUACGACUUGUUUCCACCGAACACUCUAGAUGCACUCCUGAGUCGCCUGUUUAGGAUAUUCGCUGCCCAGGUGGAAGGCCUGAGAUAUCGGUGCGACUGGGCAGGCGCUCACAGAGCCGUCAGCAAGCUGCCCAGCAUGUUUGGUAUCUUUCCAACACUAGACACGCUACUCAGGAGCAGUCUCAGAAACGUGCGAGCCUGGUGUCUGUGGCGGCCUGUCCAUAGUCGCAUCUUCGGCCAGGAAAAGCUCAGCGUGGAGCAGAGAACAAAGCUUCGCGAUGUCCUCCUUUUGAACGGCCCAGAUCUUGUGUAUGCAAGGCAUCGUUCAGCUCUCGAGGCAUUGUUAAGUCACGCACGAAGACACCGCAAGGCCUUCGUCUGUCACGGCCGGUUUUUCGCAUGGCUGAGCACCGACGCCAGCAUGGACAGCCGCACUUUCCUGGAUGGCGUCCUGAACUUUCCUUCAGGCUCGCGUUUGUCCAUGGCUGGAGCGGUGGACACCUUCGUGUUCCUCUGCCUGCGCAACGAGGUUAGCCUCAACACACUACGCAUUCUAGAGGAGGCUGCAGCACUGAAGGAAGCUCGGGUGUACAAAUUGCUCUCUGACAUCUUCUAUUCGUCUACGAGCACGGUACGAACGACUGCGGUAACGCACUUGUUGACAACGGUGCAUGCCAGCGGCAACCACACCCUCAUCAACUGCCUGAACGGCUACAUCAGAGACAUCAUUCAAGAGGACCUCAGCGACAUGCAGAUGAGGCUUCACGAUCUUAUGCAAAUGAGCCUUUUUGAUCGCAACCCUCACCCCACUGCCCUCCAAUUGCAAGCCCUUGGCCAGACGAUAACCAACGUACCUAGCCUACUGAGCACCCUCGAUCACCAGACACGGUUACUGCUGGGCAACUGGCCGUCAGCGGUCGAGAUCGAAGGCGUGUUCGCGCUUCGUGCCGAAGUCGUGAGAGGGACAGUGGGCACUGCUCUCGAGACACAACUGGAUCAACACUGCUUGAUCCGCCUUACCGGUCGUGGCACACUUGAUCAUGUCUCGCAGGACGUUAUAGUGGAGCUACUGUGGCACUGGCAAGAGCGGCCUCACAUACCACGGCGAAGACUUGCCUUGUCGAUCGUGUCAUCUUCGACUCUCCCACCGUCACUACGGAGCCAGUGUCUGGUGCUGAUUCGGGUCAUGGAAGACGACCAUUUGAGAGACCUCGACACCAUCAUAUCCAGCGGCACCGAAAAGGCAUGCACGCACCUCGCCAAGGUGAUCUCCUCACGGCGAUUCGAGCAAUAUGACCAACGAGAAUUCUGGAAAAGUGUCUUGCUGUCCAUGAUGGACCAAUGGAAGGGCACGUUGCUGCUUCACACCGCCACUCACACGGACGUCAAGACUUGGUUUCAAUGGCUCUGUCAUCUGAGAGAGAUCUUCGACAUUAGUGAAAGGUCUGCCAAUGGUGGACAUCCGAUGCUCCAGCAGGAAUUGCAUUCCUGGUCACUUGUUCUUCAGUUGACGUAUCUCGAAGUCUUGCUCCAGUUGGAGAACGACCCAAGGACAGCUCUGCUGGUGAGAUCGAUUCUGAAAGAUUGGCAGUAUGAGGAGUCGAUUCGAAGAGUCUUGGAUUCCUUUGUUACUAGCAGUGGACGUGACCCUCCCCAGCCUCUUCUCCUGGCUAUCGAGGCGCUGUCCAGUCAAACCAUGCGUGCUCGAGGAUGGACUGCCCUCGCGGCAUUGGCUGAACCAGAUUAUUUGCGAUCAACAGUACGGAGUAGUCUGCUGUAA